This is a messenger RNA of Tinamus guttatus (white-throated tinamou), 2073 nucleotides long. Lineage: Eukaryota; Metazoa; Chordata; Aves; Tinamiformes; Tinamidae. The record is from RefSeq and is a predicted model, not a curated record.
AUGACAGCGGGUUCUGUCUCAGUGCCUCAGCUCAUACCUCUCCAAAUCCCUCUUCCUGGGAAGACUAAGCAUGAAAUAGACACAAAUACUCCUGUAGAAAUAAAGUCAGAUGGAAGCAAACCAGAACUCACUAGGAAACGUGGCUAUGGAGAACAUAGUACUUUGAAGUAUAAGGAACCUAUCGUGUUACCAGUUGGGAAAAUAACAGUGAAGGCACUGGCAGUUACCAAGGACUGCAGGGAAAGUGCCAUCGUAACAAAGGUGUUUCUGGUAGAAUACAAACCACCAAACACCCCCUUCUCUGGUGAAGAGAAUGAUAAGAAUUUCCUAAAGGAUCUCUUCAUGCAGGAAAGUGAAAAUGAUGCGUUUACUACAAAACCAAAGAAGAACGGAGUGAAUGUGGAAAUCAAGUCUGCCUGGAGUGAAGCACGUCAAGAUUUUCAAGAGCUGGAGGCAGAAGGGAAAGCUGCUCACAGGUCCCUGAAAGGACCACAGCUCCUGACCAUUCGUAUGGAAACAGCAGGAUGCAGAGAGGAAUCCAGCUCAGUGCCACCCACAGAGUCUCUGCAGUUUGCUAGUUCUUCUGCAGUGACCAGCCGGAAGAGCCUGGCAAGCACACAGACUGCAAGAAUCCAGAAGGAGACGGAUUUCCUCAAAUGUGCUUGCUGUUCCACACCUCGCCCGUGCGACCCCCUGGCUCACUUCUGUCAGGAAUGUGGAUCUCCUGUCCCACCCGUGCCAGUACGGCGCUUCCCAGCCCCGGAAGGAACACAGAUGGCACCAUGUGUUGAAUGCAGAUGUCUGGUGCCAAUGAAUACACCCACCUGCAUUAUAUGUGAAGCACCUAUAGCUCCACAGCUGCAGCCCCAAACCACCAUCUGCUUAAAGGGCAAAGUAAUUUGUCGGGCCUGUGGCACUGGAAAUCCUCUUCACCAUAAACACUGUGUGACUUGCGAAAGCAAACUGCCUGAAGCACAGCUGCCUCCGUUUGGAGGAGACACCCCGCAACUUCUCCCCGGGCAGCAAGGGAAGACGAUUGCCUGCUCAAAAUGCACUCGUGUGAACCACUGUGAUAGCAGGUUCUGUGACUGGUGUGGAGCCAAGUUCAGCCCCACUCCGUGCUACUUCGCUUGCUUCAAGUGUGGGACCACCAACCAACCAUACGCUCGGUUCUGUGGCUCCUGUGGUGUUUACAUAGAGCCCCAGGAGAGGGGCAUUGCUCACAGCAGCACAUUGACGGGUGCUGGGGACUCGCUGGUCCCCUCGGAGGCUAAAGGAUUCCAAGCUGAAGGUGCCUGGCAGCCCCUUCCAAUUUCCUCAUCCAGACCAAGAGUGGAUCUAAAUCAAAGAGAAGAUAAAGGAACCCAAACCACUGGACUUUUUUACCCAUCUAGCAAACUGCUGGAGAAGAAGGAGCUUGAGAUGGUUUUGCAAAAAGAAAAGCUGGAAAAGAUGAGUGAUCAUAAGCCUCUCCUAACAGCCAUCAGUCCUGGAAGGGGUUACUGGAGAAAACAGCUGGAUCACGUCUGCGCUCACCUUAGAAGCUACGCACAGAACAACCGUGAGUUCAGAGCACUGAUCGGAGAACCUCGCAUGGGAAAGGUAGGAAUUUAUGAGUAGUCACACAAAGUCCUAUUAACAUUAAAUUAUGCUCUCGCCCUUAACAAGGAUUCUCUUGCCAGUAAAGCAGUGAGAUUCAGCAGCUGUGACCUGGGCACUGCAGCAGAAGGCAGAGAUGGACUGGAUGGCAGUCCCGCUAGUUCAGGCGAAGAGGAUCAUAAUCUUUCACAUUUGCGAAGCAAAAUAAAGCAAACGAAGUUAAAAGACUUUACAGAAAAGGAGGACAAGCUCCCCUCUGAGUCCAGGCAACUACAGGAAGAACCGGGUGCGAAUGGGGAAUGAAGAAGUGCUCUGGUGGAACAACUGCUCCAUGAAGGAGUCGAUCCCAGGCGCAUGGACAGUGAGGACGGACCUGUUCCAGCAGGAGCUGCCCCUGCCAGGCACGUGGACCUGCCACCUUCCCUGUCCUCGCACAGAGGUGCCAGUAUUAGGCAGCAGCCAGGUCAUGAGUGA